Messenger RNA from Eleginops maclovinus (Patagonian blennie), 2022 nucleotides. Its product is annotated as anti-Muellerian hormone type-2 receptor-like. Gene Ontology annotation, molecular function: transforming growth factor beta receptor activity; ATP binding. Gene Ontology annotation, cellular component: plasma membrane; signaling receptor complex. The transcript is spliced from 11 exons. The record is from RefSeq and is a predicted model, not a curated record. Gene Ontology annotation, biological process: protein phosphorylation; BMP signaling pathway; cellular response to growth factor stimulus. The coding region runs from base 238 to 1749 and encodes 503 amino acids. NCBI's taxonomy places the organism in Eukaryota, Metazoa, Chordata, Actinopteri, Perciformes, Eleginopidae.
GACGACACCGCACAGCUGCAGACAACAUCCCCCUUGAGUGCUGUUGCUUUACAGUGGCAGAUCAUUCUGUUGAUAAAUGUCCUGUAUUCCCACAGCCCUUUGUAUGGCAGGCAGGAUAUGUUGUAAAUGCAGGUGUGUGGCAGUGGGAGUGAUGCUUGGAAACGUGGGAAACUCCUCUCACAUUCCCAGGACUGAUAAAUACUCACUCCUUGCUUUGCCGGAACUGACUCAGUGACCAUGAUCCUGCAACAGUGGUGGCUGAUUUUGGCUGUGGAAUGCAUCUUUAUUUGCAUCCCUGGCCAAUCUUUUCCUCAGAAGAGACACUGUGCAUUCAGUGUGACUCCUCAGAACUCAAAAUACGGAACUCUGGGUAUUGUGAAAGAGUCGGUUCAGGUCUGUGACAGCACCCUAUGCUGCGUUGGCUAUUUUCAGAUCAUCAAUGGCCAGCCACAGGCUGACGUGCUCGCUUGUGAUAUGGUUGAAAAGUCUUGCCCAGACAAGACCUGCAAGGCACAAACACGCUACAACGGUAGCUUCAUUAAAUGUGUUUGCAACACAGACCUCUGCAACAGCAACAUCAAUGGGACCUCGGAAUCGGAAGAACCUCUACCCACCUACUCUUAUUCUCUAGAUAAAAUGCAAGCGAAAGCGGAUAUAAUUAUUCUAACUGGAACUCUGCUAGUCCUGUGCUUCAUACUGAUGAUUGCAUCCAGAUGGAGAAAGAUAUUGAAAGAGACAAUGGUGAAUCCUCCUUCCCCUGAUGAUUACACUGUCUCACGACUGUGUUCCUGCCAAAUAAGAAAAACCUCUGAGAUUGACUUUGCUGACAUUGAACUACAGCAGAUUAUGGGCCGGGGUCAUUUUGCUACUGUCUGGAAAGGGAAAUACAAGGGAUCCAUGGUGGCUGUGAAGGUUUUCCCUGCAGGAUGGAAACAUACAUUUGCUGCAGAGAAGGAGGUCUAUGAGCUACCACUGAUGAAGCAUGCUGGGAUUGUCAACUUCCUGGGCUCUGGGAGGAAACCAGAUGAAGGCAGUUGGCUAAUUGUCAUGCAAUUAGCUGAAUAUGGCUCUCUCUCCUCCUAUCUGUGUAAACACACCACAAACUGGAUGUUGUCAGUGAAGCUGUGCCAGUCUUUAUCGCAGGGAAUUUCCUAUCUCCACUCUGACCUUCACAGACAUGAUUUGCAUAAACCUUCUGUGGCCCAUAGAGACUUCAGCAGCUCCAACGUGCUUGUAAGAGCAGAUGGUUCUUGUGUCUUGUGUGAUUUUGGAUGCUCAACCAUCCUGCGAUUUUGUUCAGGACAUCACCAGUGGCAGACCCAUUCGACAAACAUGGAGGGUCAUACUCUGUUGGGCACGCUGCGCUACAUGCCCCCUGAGAUCCUGGAAGGCUCUGUAAACCUCAGAAACAGCUGGUGUCUUCUGCAGGGGGACAUCUACGGUCUGGCCCUGCUGCUGUGGGAGAUCUGGAUGCGUUGCUCUGAUUUAUUUGAAGGUGGUAUUGCUCCACAGCAUCAGUUACCUUAUGAAUUAGAGCUGGGAGCCAAUGGAACCCUGGAGAGCCUCAUCCAGUAUGUGUUUCACAUGGACAAAAGACCCUCCAUACCUGAACACUGGGAAAGGCUACCACAGGGAUCUGUGCUGCAGGAGCUCCUGACUGAUUGUUGGGACUGUGACCCGGAUGCUCGACUGACCGCUCAGUGUGUAGUAGACAGAUUAAUGACUCUUCAGCCUUCUUACUCUUCAUGAUAAUUUUCCUUUUUUGGGGGGAAUAACUUGUAAUCUACAUAACAGGAAUUUUCACUGUUCUAUUUGUUUCACUAUUUUUCAGCUCUUCGGUAUAUAAUCAAUACUUAGAUCUGUAUAGAGUCCAUUGUUAAAGCAUGGCGUCUUCUUCUUCUUCUUCUUCUUCUUCUUCUUCUUCUUCUUCUUCUUCUUCUUCUUCUUCUUCUUCUUCUUCUUGACUGGGACAUCCAUUGCUCUCUUUCUAUUAUAUAUUUACAACUUUAUUAAUGAAUUGUU